CAUACUCUUUGCUUCUGCCCUUCCCUCCUCCUCCGCCUCCGACAAGUUCCCCACCUUCAUCGCCGUCGACCCGCUCUAAUGGAGGCGGAGCAGCAGAAGCCGCAGCGCCCGCGGCGCAAGGCGCAGAAGCGCAGGAUUGACGACGAGGCCGCCGCCUCGGCCGCCGCAGCCGCAGCCGCCGCCGCCGCCGCCGCCGCCGUCUCGUCGCCGCUCGGCAGCGCCGAUGCCGACGACGACAACGAGGACGACGAGGGCUCCGUCGGCCCCGAGAUCUGCUGCCGCCAGUCCCAGGCGGCGGUCGCCCGCGAGGUCCGCACGCAGGUCGACGCCCUCCACCACUGCUUCUCGUGGCGCCACGCCGACCGCGCCACCGCCAAGCGCGCCACUAGCGUCCUCGCCGAGCUCGCGAAAAACGAGGAGAUGGUGAACGUAAUCGUAGAGGGCGGCGCCGUGCCGGCGUUGGUGUGCCACCUGAAGGUGCCCCCUAUGGCGGCGGCGGUGGAGGAGGAGCAGCAGCCGCGGCCGUUCGAGCACGAGGUGGAGAAGGGGGCUGCCUUUGCUCUCGGGCUCCUAGCCGUAAAGCCUGAACAUCAACAACUUAUAGUUGAUGCUGGUGCCCUACCCCUGCUGGUGACUCUCCUAAGAAGGCAUAAAAAUGCUACAAAUUCGAGGGCAGUUAACAGCCUUAUCAGAAGAGCAGCUGAUGCAAUUACCAACCUUGCUCAUGAGAAUAGCAACAUCAAAACUUGUAUCAGAAUUGAAGGCGGAAUCCCACCUCUCGUUGAAUUGCUAGAAUCACAGGAUAUUAAGGUGCAGAGGGCAGCUGCAGGGGCCUUGAGGACUUUGGCGUUUAAAAAUGAUGAAAACAAAACCCUGAUCGUUGAUUGCAAUGCACUGCCAACGUUAAUCUUAAUGCUGCGGUCAGAGGAUGCUGCAAUUCACUAUGAAGCAGUUGGUGUCAUUGGAAAUUUGGUCCAUUCAUCCCCAAAUAUCAAGAAAGAGGUUCUUAAUGCGGGGGCCUUGCAACCUGUAAUUGGGCUAUUAAGUUCCUGCUGUACGGAAAGCCAAAGAGAAGCUGCUUUGUUGCUAGGGCAGUUUGCUUCGGCCGACUCUGAGUGCAAGGUCCAUAUUGUGCAACGGGGGGCAGUCCGACCACUAAUUGACAUGCUACAGUCAGCUGACUUCCAACUCAGGGAGAUGUCAGCUUUUGCCCUUGGGAGGCUUGCACAGGACACACAUAACCAAGCAGGUAUUGCAUACAAUGGUGGCUUGUUGCCUUUACUAAAGCUUCUUGACUCAAAAAAUGGUUCUCUGCAACAUAAUGCUGCGUUUGCUCUUUAUGGAGUUGCGGACAAUGAGGAUUAUGUCUCUGACUUCGUUAAAGUAGGAGGUGUCCAAAAGUUGCAGGAUGGCGAAUUUAUCGUCCAGGCUACAAAGGACUGUGUAGCUAAGACAUUGAAGAGGCUAGAGGAGAAGAUAAAUGGACGAGUGUUAAAACACUUGGUUUAUCUCAUGAGAGUAGGAGAAAAGUCUGUGCAGAGGCGUGUUGCUCUGGCUCUCGCACACCUCUGUGCCCCUGAAGAUCAGCGAACAAUUUUUAUUGAUAAUAAUGGUCUCGACUUGCUUCUUGAUCUUCUGGUUUCGGUCAGCUCGAAACAUCAACAGGAUGGUUCGGUAGCACUAUACAAAUUAGCCAACAAAGCUGCAGCACUCUCUCCGAUGGAUGCUGCACCUCCAUCUCCAACGCCACAGGUUUAUCUUGGAGAGCAAUAUGUGAACAGUUCGACACUUUCAGAUGUCACCUUCUUGGUGGAAGGAAAACGCUUUUAUGCACACAGAAUUGCUUUGCUUGCUUCUUCAGAUGCAUUCCGUGCAAUGUUUGAUGGUGGAUACAGGGAAAAGGAUGCAAGAGACAUAGAAAUUCCAAAUAUCAGGUGGGACGUGUUUGAACUCAUGAUGAGAUUUAUCUAUACAGGGUCAGUCGAAGUAACCAACGAGCUUGCUCAAGAUCUUCUGAGAGCUGCAGAUCAGUAUCUGUUAGAAGGCCUCAAACGCCUAUGUGAAUAUACAAUUGCGCAGGAUGUUAAUUUAGACAACGUCUCUGAUAUGUAUGACUUAUCCGAAGCCUUUCAUGCCAUGUCACUGAGACAUACAUGCGUCUUGUUUAUUUUGGAGCAGUUUGAUAAGAUCUGCACCAGACCCGGUUUCUCUCAGCUAAUCCAGCGCGUCAUCCCUGAGCUCCGCAACUUCUUCGCUAAGGCGCUAAGGCCAAGCCACCGGAGUGCGCAACCAUGAGCCCUGCCAACAUUCGUUGAUAACACCGCCACCACCUGACAGAUGCUGCUGGAAAUCUUGUACAGCUGAAGUUUCUGGUUCUGGGCAUUGGGUACUCGCUCGGUGGUAAGGUUAACUAUUCAAUCUAUUAUGGUUCCAUGAUGGCCAGGUCCUCAAUUGACACCAAGCAAGAAUGUAACAUCCUCCUGUUCGAUUGAACAAUGGCGAUCAUGCUAAGGGAAGUGUAUCGUUAUAGAGACAUGUGGUUUGCCUAGAUGCAGUCAGACCGGCCUAGUCUGUGAUAGGUUUAGUUGGUUGGCCUUGACCGGAUUUGUCGGGUCUCGCCGUAGUUACUGAGUUACGUAGGGUCACUUCUGGUUCGCAGUUCCGAUUAUGUCCGUGUAUCUUGUUUGGAGAUGUUAAGCUUGAGCGGUGUAAUGCUGUAACAUCAGUCUGUGUUCUCCAUGUUAACAACCGUGCUGAUGUUCAAGACUAGUGUUCAGAAUUCGUGGGCUGUUUCAUAUCAAAUUCCCAUGUGAGGUUAUAU
Messenger RNA from Triticum dicoccoides, 2821 nucleotides. RefSeq names its product ARM REPEAT PROTEIN INTERACTING WITH ABF2-like. Lineage: Eukaryota; Viridiplantae; Streptophyta; Magnoliopsida; Poales; Poaceae. The coding region runs from base 79 to 2295 and encodes 738 amino acids. The transcript is spliced from 19 exons. Gene Ontology annotation, molecular function: protein binding. The record is from RefSeq and is a predicted model, not a curated record.